AUGUCGGAUGAAUUCUUGGCCAAUCCAGAUCAAUCUCCGGGGUACGAGGAAAGAACAGAGGAGUUUGGCGGUAACAAACCCGUCAGACACGAUACCUGCUCCAAAGGCCGUUAUAUGUCCCGAGUUGUUGGCUACUAUGAAGGGUGGUCCCCACGACGUCGCUGUCAUGCUUUCUAUCCAGAGCAAAUACCACAGGGUGUCUAUAGUCACAUCAACUUCGCGUUCGCCACCAUCGAUCCUAAUACAUACAAAGUGAAGCCGUCACAUAGUCAAGAUGUUGAGUUAUAUAGCCGAUUUUCCAUUCUGAAACGAUUCGACAAUGACAUGAAAGUCAUGAUCGCUUUCGGCGGCUGGAUGUUCAACAAUCAUCCCCAGACUGCAAAUGUUUUCUCUGACCUAGCAGCCUCGGAAGAAAAGCAGAAUGUUUUCAUCACCUCCUUGAUAUCUUUCAUGUCCACCUAUGAUUUUGAUGGGAUAGAUCUGGACUGGAAAUAUCCCGCAGCUGAGAACCGUAAUGGAAACCCCGAAGACUCCAAGAACUUCACCAAGUUUAUGAAGAGGCUUAGGACUGAGCUAAACAAAACACCUGGGCGAAAUGAGCUCUCUAUCACGCUGCCUGCUUCCUACCGGUAUCUACGGCAUUUCGAUCUCAAGGGCCUUGCUGAAUAUGUUUCAUUUUUCAACCUUAUGUCUUACGACAUGCACGGCACUUGGGAUCAGGGCCACAACUGGAAGGGUGCACUUUUGAAUGCUCACACCAACUUGACGGAUAUACAAUCUGUGCUUGACUUGCUCUGGUGCAAUCAUGUUCCGGGACAUAAAGUUGUUAUGGGCCUCGCAUUCUACGGCCGCUCUUACACAACCCAAGGCUGUACAGAGCCUGGGUGCUUAUUUACUUCUGCGGGUCUUCCUGGUCCAUGCAGCAACCAGGUAGGGAUUCUACUCAACAAUGAAAUCAAGGAUAUCAUCAAUGAGAAAAACUUGACGCCAAAGCUAUACAAAGAGGCCGCGGUAAAGGUUGUCACUUGGGAUGAUCAGUGGAUUUCCAUGGACGAUGAAGAGACAUUUAGCCUAAAGGCCAACUUCGCUCGCGAGCAGUGUCUUAGUGGCUUGAUGGUCUGGGCAAUCAGCCAUGAUACGGUCUGGGCAGGCUUCUCUCGAGAUUUGGCAAAAGUGACAAAUCGCCAGCUGACAAUACAACAAGGAAAUGGCGUUUUCAAAUCAAACAAAGAUUACAAUUAG
Messenger RNA from Penicillium antarcticum, 1242 nucleotides. RefSeq names its product glycoside hydrolase family 18 protein. The coding region runs from base 1 to 1242 and encodes 413 amino acids. Gene Ontology annotation, molecular function: chitin binding. The transcript is spliced from 3 exons. The record is from RefSeq and is a predicted model, not a curated record. Lineage: Eukaryota; Fungi; Ascomycota; Eurotiomycetes; Eurotiales; Aspergillaceae. Gene Ontology annotation, biological process: carbohydrate metabolic process.